This is a messenger RNA of Exophiala spinifera, 1524 nucleotides long. RefSeq lists its product as uncharacterized. The transcript has a single exon. The record is from RefSeq and is a predicted model, not a curated record. The coding region runs from base 1 to 1524 and encodes 507 amino acids. Lineage: Eukaryota; Fungi; Ascomycota; Eurotiomycetes; Chaetothyriales; Herpotrichiellaceae.
AUGGCGGCGUCAUUCUUCAGCGCUCCCUUCCGCUUCUUAAGCAAGUUUGCGCCCUUGAGAUCCUCGCCCUCGACCUCUCACGACGCCAUCCUGGUUCCAGCAGAUAACGAUAGGUUGGGCCGAUCUGAUCACGACGCGGCAGACACAAUUAAAGACCGGCAGAUGCCCACUAUUAGUGCCGCGAACAAGAAGCGAAAGGCAGUUGAUGAUGAAAUCGACGAGCCAGUGAGAAAGCGAGUGAUGGCUGCCAAUGGACACAGCGAUGGACAGGGCCACGAGGAGGCAGUCAAUCCGCACGUUAUGUCAUAUCAAUCAGGGCCUCAAAUUAGCAAUGACCGAGUGUUGAUGCCGCCCCCUCGAGCUCAUGCAGGUCACAAGAGCAAGAUACCUCAAAAUCCGCUGAUCACCUCGAUCACCCCAGCUAUCAGACCUUCUGUACGAGACGACGACGAUGGGAUCUCCUUAACAUCACUUGCAAGAGGAAGGACUGAGGACAUAGAUGAGAGUGUUAUGGAAGAAAGACGCAGAUACCUCGCCAGUAUUCAACUCCCUCCUGGUUCUGGGGUGUGGUCACAAACUGAGAAAGACCUUUUCUUCCAUCUCGCUUACCGCGGCUUCGAACCCCUCCUCCCUCAGAGCUGGAUGCUUGAUUUCGGAACGCUACCAAUCGGCGUGUUUGCCCAUGAGAACACCACGGACACUCCGCUGAUACAUCACGUAAGAGAUAAUCAAUUUCGAGCAGCUCGCGCGCUUCGUCAAUUGUUUGAGGCCGGCCAUGAGGCAAGAGACAGAUCGCUCGUGAGUCCUAGCGCUCAGCGAGAAAAGAUGCUUGAACAAUCAAUCAAGAAGUAUUUGUACUGGGCUUUGACUGACAUGGGCCUUCGACCGAAAUCGGAUCCAAAUUAUAUUCCCAUCCACACUCUUACGAGAAGACGACGAGGGCGGACAACCCUUCAAACACUUGAGCACGUGGCUCAGAAACUCCAGAGACUUGCUGUUAGGCAUCAUCGAGCGAGGAAUGUCCAGCCAAGCAUUGAGCUUCAUUCUCUCAGCCUCUCCGACACCAAUCACACAAGAGUAAUUGAAGACGACGAUACUCUACCAACAAUGAUCGGUCUCGUCAUGAUCUCUUCUGUCGUUGCGGUCGUCACAUUGAGCCCCUUCGCCCAAGCCAAUACUCAAUCACCUUCGAUCCGCCAAACAGUCUCCCCACCAUUCUCCGACCAAGACGCUCAAACAGCCCCUCCGCCUUCAACCGGCGAAGUCACCGACCGGAUGCGCAUAAUCGCCGAGUUCGACUUUAGUCUGAAAGAUCAAGAUGUCUGGAACGCGCUCGGACUCGCCGUCGUGGCCAUGCAAAUCCGAAAAGAGGCACUAAGAGCAAACUCAUCCUUUGUCUACGACGACAUGGAAAUGUUGGGCUCAGAAGUUGGAUCAAUAGCAGGGUCGAGGCUUUCUGUCGAUCUCGAAAGUCUGUACGAAGGCUCAACCCGAUCGGUUCUGGAAGAUGACCCGGACCUCUGA